GCAAGAGGGAUUGCAGAUUUUAGUCUCCAGUUACUGCUUUCUCAUUAACUGAUAUUUUUACAGAUGUACCUAUAAAAACUUAACGAUGAAAAUUAAUAAGUAGCACUUUUCUCAAUCAAAGAAAGGAAAGGGGCUGGGGGUGGGUUCAGUUAUAAAACCCUGUUUGUCUAAUUGUUUUUCUUAGGAUUUUGGCAGAGGAUCUCAGCUGACUCCUGUUUUACAUCUUGGAGCUGGAGCAUGUGCUGGAAUAAUUGCCAUGUUCGCAACUUAUCCAAUGGAUAUGGUUCGAGGCAGGAUAACUGUACAGACAGAGAAGUCCCCUUACCAGUACAGAGGGAUGUUCCAUGCUUUGACAACUAUGCUUAGGGAAGAAGGCCCACGUGCUUUAUAUAAGGGUUGGCUUCCUUCAGUCAUUGGAGUUGUUUCCAUUGUAGGUCUAAACUUUACUGUUUAUGAGUCUUUGAAAGAUUGGUUAGUUAAAUCCAAUCUAUUUGGUCUAGUGCAAGAUUCUGAGUUGAGUGUGAUAACUCGCCUGGCAUGUGGUGCUGCACCUGGAACUAUUGGGCAAACUGUUGCUUAUCCCCUUUGAAGCACCUUUAGAUUGAAGGUGUGAGUAUCAUUUUAGAGAAGCCAAUCCAUGCAUGUUGUUAGAAUUUUAAUUAUUAUUUUUUUAGGUGUUACAUAUCAUAGCCCAUAUUGUUAACGUGGUUUCUCAGCCUGGGAAAUCGUGGAAUAAUUAUUGAUUACUAGACCAUAUAAUAUUACUCUACUUAACAACAUUAUUUCUUUUAAUGUGAUCAUAAAUGUUCCGA
Molecule: messenger RNA, 812 nt
Organism: Arachis ipaensis
Lineage: Eukaryota; Viridiplantae; Streptophyta; Magnoliopsida; Fabales; Fabaceae
Source: RefSeq, a predicted model, not a curated record